GUGCGAGGUGCGCUGUCUUUGUUUUGUCGCCUCUCCCUCCCUCCCUCCCCGAAAUUAUAGAGAGAGAAGAUUCAAUUCCAAAACCCCAAAGCUGCCUCCUUUCCGUCUCUCCAGUUGCCAUCUCUGAAGGAGACGGGUGCACUUCCAUUUGAUUUGAGGAGCUCUUCGCAGUACCUACUGUCUCCCAGAUCUGGUCUUCGUGCCCAACUCCAUCAGCAGGAAAUUUUGAAGCUUCCUUUUGUUGAAGGGGCCUUUUCAUCAUAACCUAGAUCAUAAUGAAGAAGGCCUUUGAUCAAACAGUUCGGGACAUUAGGAGGGAGGUGAAUAAGAAAGUUCUUAAAGUUCCUGGAAUAGAACAGAAGGUUCUUGAUGCUACUAGCAAUGAGCCCUGGGGUCCUCAUGGAUCUCUUCUUGCUGAUAUUGCACAGGCUACAAGAAACUAUCACGAAUACCAGAUGAUCAUGGCAGUUAUCUGGAAGCGCAUAAAUGACACUGGCAAGAAUUGGCGGCAUGUGUAUAAGGGUUUGACUGUUUUGGAAUAUUUGGUAGCACAUGGGUCAGAGAGAGUGAUAGAUGAGAUCAGAGAACACGCAUAUCAAAUAUCGACAUUGUCCGAUUUUCAAUAUAUUGACUCCAGUGGGAGGGACCAGGGAAAUAAUGUGAGAAAGAAAUCUCAGAGUCUUGUGGUUCUAGUGAAUGAUAAAGAAAGAAUACAAGAAGCGCGACAGAAGGCUGCUGCUAAUCGGGACAAGUUUCGGAACACAUCUAUGGGUGGUAUGUAUAGGCCUGGUGACAGGUAUGAUGAUGAUCGUUAUGGAAGCAGAGACGAUGACCGAGAUGGAUACGGGAGAGAAAGAGAAUGGGGCAGUAGAGAUGAUGACCGUUAUGGGAGGCAUGGAGACUCAUAUGGUCGUGAUAGAGAUCGCUAUGGUAGAGAUUCUGAUGAGGGCUACGGGAGGGAUGGUUAUAGGGAGGAUGAUUACAGUGGGAGAAGUCGAAACAUUGAUGAGUACCAGUAUGGCUCAAGGAGUAGGAGCUCUGACAGAGAGAGGGACCAUGCUAAUGAAGAUGAUGGUCAAUAUUCAUCUAGAGGAGGUGGAGCCAGAGCUGAUGAUCAUUCUCAAGAUGCAAGAGGUAGUGCUGCCAGAGCUGAUGAUCAGAUUCAAGAUGGAAGCUUUCCAGCCAGGCAGCUUGACCGGAAGCUUUCUGAACAAAGUCUUGGUGUCCCUCCGAGUUACGAAGAUGCUGUAGGCGAGGCUCGUAGCCCUGUUGACAGCGGAAGGAAUAGGGACACUGUGGCAGUAUCUGUUCCACAGGCAUCUAUUCCUUAUACGAGUGCUAGUCCAAACCAAGCAACCACUACACCUGGAAUGCCUGCGGCUGUGUCUCCUGCUUCUCCUGCUGCUCCAGUGAACAAACAAGUUGAUGGUUUUGAUGAAUUUGAUCCACGCGGUUCAUUUUCAGCUGCCCAAACUACCUCAAGUGCUGCUGAAGUGGACUUACUUGGCUCUUUGUCAGAAUCAUUUUCCUCCAGUCCGUUGGCUAUUGUGCCAGUUACAGCUACAACAACAGCCUCUGGAGAUGCUGCCUCAGCAAAUUUCAACUCUGCUCCAUCUUUUUCAGUGGCACAGUCAGCAUCUACGGUCACAAAUCAGCCUUUUGAAGAUCCAUUUGGUGAUGGCCCUUUUAGAGCUCUCCCUUCUACAGAUGGUGUUUCAGCCCCACCUCAGAAUAUAGCUCCUACAACUUCCUUCCAUCCUAGUGCCAACCAAAGUUCUGAACUGCCUCAAUCAGUUCCUGGCAUAGCUUAUGCACCAUCCAGCAAUCUUGAUCCACAACUUCCUAAUGCAAAUGCGCAAUUCUCACCCCAAGAGCCUCUAUCCUCCAAUCAGGACACUGAUAUUUUAGCUGGUAUUCUCCCACCAGCUGCACCACCUCCUCCUUUAACCUUGCAGACAGGUUUCCCUCUUCAAGCCAGUCAGCCUACAUCUAUGACUGGUUUUUCAACUCCAGCUGGCCAACCUGCAACAGUGAGAGAUUUUCCAGCGCAAGCCAGCCAACCUGCACCACAGACAGGUUUUCCAUCUCAAGCCAGCAAUCCUACAGCACAGCCUGUUUUUCCAGCUCAAACUGGGCAACAUCAGUUGGCUACUGGUUUCCCAGCUCAAGUUGUGCAACCAACAUCGCAGCCUGGAUUUAUGGCCCAAACUGCCCUGCCUGCAUCUCUGACCAGUUUUCCGGCUCAGACUGCUCAAUCUGUGGCAGGUUUUCCUGGUCAAUUUGCCUCUGCAUCACAGACAGGUUUUCCAGCUCCAAGCUCGCAACCUGCACAGCCAAGCGGUAAUAUUUAUGGAAACUUCCUCCAACAGGGAUCUACAGCUCCUGCAGCACCAAAUGUGGCUUCUCAAACUACAAGUGGACCAACGCCCCAGUUCAACACUACAACGUUCCUCCCACAUUCUGGUCCUGCAGGUGGACUGGCAGGGCAGCAUAACAACAAUCUCCUGAGUAAUAAUGCUCUUCCACAAGCACAGCAAACUGCUAUGGCCACUCAAUCAGCUGUUCCAUCUUCAGCAGGAUCACUUGCCAUAGUUCCUCAACCAGCUAAGGACAAGUUUGAGCCAAAGUCUGCAGUUUGGGCUGAUACUUUGAGCCGAGGGCUAGUCAAUUUCAACAUAUCUGGAUCUAAAAUAAAUCCACUGGCGGAUAUUGGAAUUGAUUUUGAUGCUAUAAACCGCAAGGAAAAGAGGAUGGAGAAACCUACAACAGCUGCUGUAACAUCAACUGUUACCAUGGGUAAAGCUAUGGGAUCUGGUUCUGGGAUUGGUCGUGCUGGUGCAAGUGUUAUCAGGGCCCCACCAAACCCCACCUUGGGUAUGGGUAUGGGUAUGGGAAUGGGUGGUGGUGCCGUCAUGGGCAUGGGAACCUAUGGAGGCGUGAAUCAACCGAUGGGUGCGGGGAUGGGGAUGAAUAUUCCUAUGAAUAUGGGGAUGGGGAUGAACAUGGGUAUGGGGCAAGGAGCUCAGAUGCAACCGGCUGGAUUCCCUCCUGGAUCGAAUGUGCCUGGUGGAUACAACCCAAUGAUAAGCCGAGGUGGUUAUCCGCCGCAACAACCUUAUGGCAGUGGCUAUCGAUGAGACCAAUUACCACUCUGAAUGUAGUUCUGGUUAUGACAUGAAGAUAGGAUUGGCAGAUCUGGUGGUGGUUUCAUGGCCCUUUAUGAUUGUAUGUCAUGCUUUUUCUCUCUCCCUCUCUCACCUGGCUUUUGGUACUAAGAAGCUUUAAUAUCGAAAUCAGUUGUAAUUUUCUGCAGAGCUGCUUGUUGCAAUGUAUUAUCUCCCAACUUCUACUAAGUUUCUUUGGAAAUUGCUGUACCAUCUGUUUCUCCCUGAUCGAGUCAUGAGAAUUUCUGUAGAUUCUGGGCUGGUGGCCUUGGCCGUUGCGAGUUGUAUACAAUAGGGGGAACUUCUCAUCAGUUCCCCUUUUAGUCCCCCACCAUACCUUCUUUUUUCUUUUUGUUUUUCAAAGUUCGUUCGAAAUUUAUGGUAUAACAUUACCCUCUUGCUGAACAAUAAAUUUGAUAAUUCAUUUUUCCUCCA
Molecule: messenger RNA, 3599 nt
Organism: Diospyros lotus (date-plum)
Lineage: Eukaryota; Viridiplantae; Streptophyta; Magnoliopsida; Ericales; Ebenaceae
Product: clathrin interactor EPSIN 2-like
Exons: 15
Coding region: 276-3137 (953 amino acids)
Biological process (GO): endocytosis
Cellular component (GO): clathrin vesicle coat; plasma membrane; endosome
Molecular function (GO): phospholipid binding; clathrin binding
Source: RefSeq, a predicted model, not a curated record